AUGAAGGGACUUCGUAAACUAUCUAACUUUGAAGCUAUUACACCCAAAAGGGUGAAACCACAGAAGCAGGUAACCCUGACUUCAAGACACAUGGUGAAGAGCACCGGUCAAGCUCACACACAAGAGGGAAGGAACGAAAGAUUGAUUGAUCUGCUGCUAGUGCUUGUUGUUAAACGAGGUUCUGAAAGAAAGGGGCUCCUCCCCACAAAAGCUCUGCUGAGCUGGGCACAGAAAGACUUUCUGUCUACUCUAAACUUCAAGAUCAUGAGAGGGAGUGAAACUUGCUCGACCAUAGGGAGAGGGAGUUCCGUUCUCAUUCAUUCGACUAGACUGAGCGAGAGAUUGAGUGUGAACAGCUUCCUAUCAGACUACUAG
This is a messenger RNA of Prunus armeniaca (apricot), 375 nucleotides long. NCBI's taxonomy places the organism in Eukaryota, Viridiplantae, Streptophyta, Magnoliopsida, Rosales, Rosaceae. The record is from the annotation of a GenBank genome assembly.